CAAAUUCUUCAAACAAGUUUCAUAUGAGCUGCUAAUAAUCAACUAAUUGGGUGGAACAAAGAAGUGAAGAAGAUUUCGACCUAAGCAAUUCAGAUGAGGAAUUUUUUAAUAAUGUAAAUCAAAUCCACAAUCUUUCAUAGCAAGGUGAGAAUAGUAAAAACAAAAAUAAAAAUGGUGGAUGGAAUGCUAUUUGGAAUAAACAGCCUUUAAAGGAUUUUGGUGGAUACUAUAAAGCUGGGAAAAAGUAAGGAUUAUGGAAAUAUUUAUUCCCAAAUUAUUCAAAGUAAGAUAUUUAUAUUAAAAAUUAUGAAUAGUUAAGAAAAAAUAUUUGAGAUUGGAGAAUAUAAUAAUGGCCUAAAAAUUGGAAGAUGGAAAUAUAUUUAUAAAAAUUAAAAAAUGUAUUUAUUUUAAAUAUUUUUAGUGGUGGUGGAUUUUUCAAUAUAGAUGGUUAGAAAAUAGGGAAAUGGAUUGAUCUCGAUGAAGGGUUUUAGGCUAGCAAAAAAGUAAUUUUUUGUGGAGAAUAUGAUUAAAAGAGUAUAAAGGUAGGUAGAUGGGAUAUUAUGUAUUGUGGUUUAUAAAGUAAUAGAGAAUAUAAAUAAAUGUAAAUAUGAUAGUUUAUAAGAAUAUUAAAAUCUACAAUUGAAUAUAUGUAUAGUGGUGGUGGAUCAUAUGAUUAAGAAGGAAAUUAGAAAAAGUUUGGAAAGUGGGUAGAAUUGUUUGAAAAGUUUAGGGAUGAUGCUAAAGUCACUUAUAAUGGGGAAUAUAAUAAUAAUAAUAUGAAGGUAGGUAGAUGGGAUAUUAUGUAUUGUGAUAGAGGUGAAGAAUAUAAAUAAAUGUAAAUAUGAUAGUUUAUAAGAAUAUUAAAAUCUACAAUUGAAUAUAUGUAUAGUGGUGGUGGAUCAUAUGAUUAAGAAGGAAAUUAGAAAAAGUUUGGAAAGUGGGUAGAAUUGUUUGAAAAGUUUAGGGAUGAUGCUAAAGUCAUUUAUAAUGGUGAAUAUAAUAUGAAUAAUAUGAAGAUAGGUAGAUGGGAUAUUAUGUAUUGUGAUAGAGGUGAAGAAUAUAAAUAAAUGUAAAUAUUAUGGAAUUUAUAAGAAACAUACUUAAUUAUUCAAAAAAAUAUAAUUAGUGGUGGUGGAUCAUAUGAUGAAGAAGGAAAUUAGAAAAAGAUUGGAAAAUGGGUAGAAUUAGAUUAAAAAUUUCGGCAUGAGAUGAAAGUCAUUCAUAAUGGCGAAUAUAAUAAUAAUAAUAUGAAGGUAGGUAGAUGGGAUAUUAUGUAUUGUGAUAGAGGUGAAGAAUAUAAAUAAAUGUAAAUAUUAUGGAAUUUAUAAGAAACAUACUUAAUUAUUCAAAAAAAUAUAAUUAGUGGUGGUGGAUCAUAUGAUGAAGAAGGUAAUUAGAAAAAGAUUGGAAGGUGGAUAGAAUUAUAUGAAAACUUUAACCAUUAUUUUUAUUAAAUCACUUAUAAUGGUGAAUAUAAUAUGAAUAGUAUGAAGGUAGGCAGAUGGAAUGUUUUAAAUUUGAAUUUUGCAAACUAAAUUAUGUAAUAGAAUUUUACAAAUAUCUUAGUGGUUGUAUGAAUUUUGAUGAAGAUGGAAAUGAGAUUUAUCGAACUAAAAAGUAAUGAUCUUUAUUAAAUAAUUAGAGAUGACAUUAUUUAUGUUGGAUCUUUUAAAAAAUAGAUGAAGGUAGGUAGAUGGGAUAUUUUGUAUCGUAAAUCUUAAGAAUAUAAAUAAAUGUAAAUAUUAGAGAAUUUAUAAGAAAUCUAUUUAAAUCUACAAUUAUAUAUAAAUAGUGGUGGUGGAUCAUAUGAUGAAGAAGGAAAUUAGAAAAAGAUUGGAAAGUGGGUAGAAUUGUUUGAAAAGUUUAGGGAUGAUGCUUAAGUCACUUAUAAUGGGGAAUAUAAUAUGAAUAAUGUUAAGGUAGGCAGAUGGAAUGUUUUAAAUUUGAAUUUUGCAAACUAAAUUAUGUAAUAGAAUUUUACAAAUAUCUUAGUGGUUGUAUGAAUUUUGAUGAAGAUGGAAAUGAAAUUUAUCGAACUAAAAAGUAACGAUCUUUAUUAAAUAAUUAGUGAUGACAUUAUUUAUGUUGGAUCUUUUAAAAAAUAGAUGAAGGUAGGUAGAUGGGAUAUUUUGUAUCGUAAAUUUUAAGAAUAUAAAUAAAUGUAAAUAUUAUGGAAUUUAUAAGAAAUCUAUUUAAAUCUACAAUUAUAUAUAAAUAGUGGUGGUGGAUCAUAUGAUGAAGAAGGAAAUUAGAAAAAGAUUGGAAAGUGGGUAGAAUUGUUUGAAAAGUUUAGGGAUGAUGCUUAAGUCACUUAUAAUGGGGAAUAUAAUAAUAAUAAUAUGAAGGUAGGUAGAUGGGGUAUUUAUUAUUGGAAUAUUUAUGGAAGUGAAGAAUUCAAAUACAUGUAAAUAUUUUAGAAUUUAUAAGAAACAUACUUCAUUGUACAAUAAAAUAAAAAUAGUGGUGGUGGAUCAUAUGAUGAAGAAGGAAAUUAGAAAAAGAUUGGAAAGUGGGUAGAAUUGUUUGAAAAGUUUAGGGAUGAUGCUUAAGUCAUUUAUAAUGGCGAAUAUAAUUUGAAUAAUUUGAAGGUAGGUAGAUGGGAUAUUUAUUAUUGUAAUAAUUAUAAAAGUGAAGAAUUCAAAUAAAUGUAAAUAUUAGAGAAUUUAUAAGAAACACACUUGAUUGUACAAUAAAAUAAAAAUAGUGGUGGUGGAUCAUAUGAUGAAGAAGGAAAUUAGAAAAAGAUUGGAAAGUGGGUAGAAUUAGAUAAAAGAUUUUGUCAUGCUGCUUAAGUCAUUUAUAAUGGCGAAUAUAAUUUGAAUAAUAUGAAGGUAGGUAGAUGGGAUAUUUAUUAUUGUAAUGAAUCUGAAGGUGUAGAAUAUAAAUAAAUGUAAAUAUUAUGGAAUUUAUAAGAAACAUACUUAAUUAUUCAAAAAAAUAUAAUUAGUGGUGGUGGAUCAUAUGAUGAAGAAGGAAAUUAGAAAAAGAUUGGAAAGUGGAUAGAAUUAGAUGAAAAAUUUUCAAAUUCUCAUUAAGUCACUUAUAGUGGUUAAUAUAAUAUGAAUAAUAAGAAGGUAGGUAGAUGGGAUAUUAAUUAUUGUAAUGAAUAUGGAGGUGUACAAUAUCAAUAAAUGUAAAUAUUAUAGAAUUUAUAAGAAACAUACUUAAUUAUUCAAAAAAAUAUAAUUAGUGGUGGUGGAUCAUAUGAUGAAGAAGGAAAUUAGAAAAAGAUUGGAAGGUGGAUAGAAUUAUAUGAAAACUUUAACCAUUUUAAUUAAAUCGCUUAUAAUGGUGAAUAUAAUAUGAAUAGUAUGAAGGUAGACAGAUGGAAUGUUUUAAAUUUGAAUUUUGCAAACUAAAUUAUGUAAUAGAAUUUUACAAAUAUCUUAGUGGUUGUAUGAAUUUUGAUGAAGAUGGAAAUGAGAUUUAUCGAACUAAAAAGUAACGAUCUUUAUUAAAUAAUUAGUGAUGACAUAAUAUAUGUUGGAUCUUUUAAAAAAUAGAUGAAGGUAGGUAGAUGGGAUAUUUUGUAUCGUAAAUCUUAAAAAUAUAAAUAAAUGUAAAUAUUAUGGAAUUUAUAAGAAACAUACUUGAUUCUACAAUAAAAUAUAUUUAGUGGUGGCGGAUCAUAUGAUGAAGAAGGACAUUAGAAAAAGAUUGGAAAUUGGGUAGAAUUGGAUAAAAGAUUUUGUAAGGAUGUUUAAGUCAUUUAUAAUGGCGAAUAUAAUAUGAAUAAUAUGAAGGUAGGUAGAUGGGAUAUUUAUUAUUGUAAUAAUUAUAAAAGUGAAGAAUUCAAAUAAAUGUAAAUAUUUGAGAAUUUAUAAGAAACAUACUUAAUUUUACAAUAAAAUAUAUUUAGUGGUGGCGGAUCAUAUGAUGAGGAAGGACAUUAGAAAAAGAUUGGAAAUUGGGUAGAAUUGGAUAAAAGAUUUUGUAAGGAUGUUUAAGUCAUUUAUAAUGGCGAAUAUAAUAUGAAUAAUAUGAAGAUAGGUAGAUGGGAUAUUUAUUAUUGUAAUAAUUAUGGAAGUGAAGAAUUCAAAUAAAUGUAAAUAUUCGACAUACUUAAUUUUACAAUAAAAUACAAAUAGUGGUGGUGGAUCAUAUGAUGAAGAAGGAAAUUAGAAAAAGAUUGGAAGGUGGAUAGAAUAUGAAAACUUUAACCAUUUUAAUUAAAU
Messenger RNA from Paramecium sonneborni, 4175 nucleotides. NCBI's taxonomy places the organism in Eukaryota, Ciliophora, Oligohymenophorea, Peniculida, Parameciidae. The record is from the annotation of a GenBank genome assembly.